Xenopus tropicalis (tropical clawed frog) is the source of this 963-nucleotide messenger RNA. It is a transcript of the gene t2r15, whose product is annotated as bitter taste receptor 15. Gene Ontology annotation, cellular component: membrane. The transcript has a single exon. Lineage: Eukaryota; Metazoa; Chordata; Amphibia; Anura; Pipidae. Gene Ontology annotation, biological process: G protein-coupled receptor signaling pathway; sensory perception of taste. The coding region runs from base 1 to 963 and encodes 320 amino acids. The record is from RefSeq and is marked provisional. Gene Ontology annotation, molecular function: G protein-coupled receptor activity; bitter taste receptor activity.
AUGACUACAUCAAACCAGUCCUUCCCUGUGAACCCCUAUCAGGUGGUCUCCUUGGGCAUCAUAAUGUCCCAGACACUCAUUGGAAGUCUGGCAAACGGAUUCAUGUUUCUAAUCAACCUGAUGGACUUUGCAUCUCAUGGAAGUUUGGGAUCUGGUGAUGCUCUGUUACUUUGCCUUGGUCUCUCACGCUUCGUUUUCCAGUGGCUUUUAUUCACAAUAUACUUGUUGUCUUUUUGGUUUACCGACCUGGCGGUUUUAUACAUACCCAAAAUCAUAUUCUCCUUCCUGUUUUUUAGCAGCACCAGCUUGUGGUUUGCCACCUUGCUCUGCAGUUUCUACUGUGUUACUUUGAGUAAACUUAACAACUGUUUUUUUUCUAUACAUAAAAAGGAUUUUGACCGCUGGCUUCCUAAAUAUCUUCUAUUUAGUGUUGCCAUGUCAGUGAUCUUCAGCCUUCCUCCUGUCUACGUUACGUUCCACAAUAUGGGCAACUGGAGCAUUUCGGGGACCUCCUCUGCAUUUCUGUUUGUCAGAACCAAUAGCGUGGCCUUUGUUUCAGUUUCGUUCCUGGGAAGUGUCCUACCAUUCCUUGUAUUCUGUAGGGCAGUUAUUGUGCUGGUUGUGUUCCUCUGGAAGCACGUCCUGAAGAUGAAGAGGCAGGAGAGGACUGACUAUAAGGAACCAUCAAUGCAGGCUUACUACAGAGCAGCCAAGGCAUUGGGCUCAUUUUUCCUGUUUUAUUCUUUCUACAUUGUGGCUUUCAACCUGUACAUAUCAGGAAUUGCCACUUUAAACAACUUAAUUGGCUGCUUUUGUACAAUGUUGAUUGGAUCCUAUCCAUCUGUGCAUUCAGUUUUCCUUAUUCUUCAGAACACCAAGCUCCAGCAAGCCCUCGCCAGCUUUCAGCAGAAGAUCCGAUGCUGCUCUUCCCCGGGGAACCAGACUGUUACUGACCCAACCUGA